Cuscuta campestris is the source of this 1046-nucleotide messenger RNA. NCBI's taxonomy places the organism in Eukaryota, Viridiplantae, Streptophyta, Magnoliopsida, Solanales, Convolvulaceae. The record is from the annotation of a GenBank genome assembly.
AAGAAGGGAACCUAUCACUUUCACUGAUAGGGAUCUGCCUAAGACGGGGGGAGAUCAUAAUGACCCUUUGGUUAUUACAAUGGAUAUCAAUGGAGCUGAUGUGGCCAGGGUCCUGGUUGACACAGGAAGCAGUGUCAAUGUUCUAUACUCUGAUGCUUUCAAGAAAUUGAAGCUGGACAGGUCCAUGUUGAGACCGUUGCAAACUCCAUUGUCAGGCUUCACUGGAGCUAGCAUAGAAGCGGAAGGUCAGAUCACCUUACCGGUUACCUUGGGGUCGGGUAACAAAACAUUAACCAAGCAAAUGAGAUUUGUUGUGGUUGAUAUCAAGUGUGUACAUAAUGCCAUUCUUGGUAGACCUGGAAUCAACCAGGUCAGGGCCAUCAUUUCUAUGGCACACUUGUGCAUGAAAUUCUACACUCCCAAUGGAAUCGGGAAGGAAAGGGGUGAUCAAAAGAAUGCCCGGUCCUGCUACCUGGAAGCAGUCAAGAAAAUGACCCGCCAAUUCGAACAAAUUGAAUUGGUCUCCCAGCAAGUAGACAAGGGAGAGGAGAAGGCUAGAAUCGAGCCGGAUGCAAACACGGAGGAGAUCCAGAUUGAUGCAUCCAAUCCUGAGAGGAAGGUCAAGAUUGGGGCUGAUCUUCAGGAGGAGUUAAGGACUGAGGUUGUCCAGGUGCUGACCAGGUAUAAAUCUUUGUUUGCCUGGAGUGUUGCUGAUAUGCCCGGAAUUGACCGGUCAGUCAUUUGCCAUCGUCUCUCUGUUCUUGAGGGGUCUAGGCCUGUAAGACAGAAGAAGAGAUUUUUGGCAAGUGAUAGGAGAGAUUUUGUAAAGAAGGAGGUUAAGGACCUACUUGAGGUAGGUCAUAUCAGGGAAGUAAACUACCCUGAAUGGCUGGCCAAUGUAGUCCUGGCUCCAAAGGGUCUUGAAAAGGAAAGGCUUGAUCAUUCAAAGAAGGACAGGUCUUGAAAAUGAAAGGCUUGAUCAUUCAAAGAAAGACAGGUCUUGAAAGGGAAUGGCUUGACGAUUUCAAGAAAGGACAGGUCAUGGG